Myotis brandtii (Brandt's bat) is the source of this 3730-nucleotide messenger RNA. It is a transcript of the gene DIPK2A, whose product is annotated as chromosome unknown open reading frame, human C3orf58. The transcript has 5 exons. The record is from RefSeq and is a predicted model, not a curated record. Gene Ontology annotation, biological process: regulation of phosphatidylinositol 3-kinase/protein kinase B signal transduction; cardiac muscle cell proliferation. The annotation marks the transcript as partial. Lineage: Eukaryota; Metazoa; Chordata; Mammalia; Chiroptera; Vespertilionidae. Gene Ontology annotation, cellular component: COPI vesicle coat.
CUGUCCCGCUCGCUGAAGCUGGCGGCUCUGGGCAGCUUGUUGGUACUGAUGGUGCUGCACUCGCCGUCGCUGCUCGCCUCCUGGCAGCGCAAUGAACUGACCGACCGGCGCUUCCUGCAGCUCAAUAAGUGCCCGGCGUGCUUUGGCACGAGCUGGUGCCGCCGCUUCCUCAACGGGCAAGUAGUGUUCGAGGCGUGGGGCCGCUUGCGCCUGCUGGACUUCCUCAACGUGAAGAACGUCUACUUCGCGCAGUAUGGCGAGCCCCGCGAGGGUGGCCGCGCGUGUGAGUUCGCGCGCCUGAAUGGCGACGUGAGGCUGCUCACGCCCGAGGCUGUGGAGGGUUGGUCCGACCUGGUGCACUGCCCCUCACAGCGCCUGCUCGACCGCCUAGUGCGCCGCUACGCCGAGACCAAGGACUCGGGCAGCUUCCUGCUCCGCAAUCUCAAGGACUCGGAGCGCAUGCAGUUACUGCUGACCCUGGCCUUCAACCCCGAGCCGCUGGUGCUACAGAUUUUUCCAUCUGAUGAAGGUUGGCCAUUUGCAAAGUAUCUUGGAGCUUGUGGAAGAAUGGUGGCUGUAAAUUAUGUUGGAGAAGAACUGUGGAGCUACUUUAAUGCACCAUGGGAAAAACGAGUUGACCUGGCUUGGCAAUUAAUGGAAAUAGCAGAGCAGCUUACUAACAAUGACUUUGAAUUUGCACUCUACCUCCUGGACGUCAGCUUUGACAAUUUUGCAGUUGGUCCUAGAGAUGGGAAGGUAAUCAUUGUGGAUGCUGAAAAUGUUUUGGUUGCUGACAAAAGGUUAAUUAGACAAAAUAAACCUGAAAAUUGGGAUGUAUGGUAUGAAAGUAAAUUUGAUGAUUGUGAUAAGGAGGCUUGCUUAUCAUUUUCAAAAGAAAUUCUUUGUGCUCGUGCCACUGUGGACCACAAUUAUUAUGCUGUUUGUCAGAACCUCUUAUCCAGACAUGCCACCUGGCGUGGCACAUCUGGAGGACUCCUUCAUGAUCCACCAAGUGAAAUUGCCAAAGAUGGCCGGCUAGAGGCCUUGCUGGAUGAGUGCGCCAACCCAAAGAAACGCUACGGCAGAUUCCAGGCUGCAAAAGAACUGCGGGAAUAUCUAGCUCAAUUGAGUAACAAUGUGAGGUAGUCUAUGGUGAACUUUUUUUUUUUCUCCAUUUAAAUAGCACUGGCUAAUACUAAACCACCAAAACUAUCUGGGAAAAAGAAACUUGGAAGUAAUACUUUCAGAGGAUGACAAACGUGCACUGAUACAUCUUAUGGUGAACUUUUCUUUUCUCCAUUUAAAUAGCACUGGCUAAUACUAAACCACCAAAAACUACCUGGAAAAAAGAAACUUGGAAGUAAUACUUUCAGAGGAUGACAAACGUGCACUGAUACAUCUUAUGUUAACAUUCAUCAAAAUAAGACAUUACUUCAAAAACCAUAUGAUUAUUUUGCAGAUCUUUUUGUUCUUACACUUUGGAAACUUGAGCUAUCCUUGACUGCUUUGCCCCUUGAAUGCCUGAGUGCAUUAAUUAAUAUUGUCAAGCUAUUAGAAAUGAAUCUGAUAGUUAUAUUGGCUUGUGUAUCAAAGGGUACUUGGUAUACUUGACUUAGUUUGCAUAUAGUAUCAUGAUUUUGUGAAUCUCUUACAUUUACUUUGAAUGUCACAUUAGAUUGGCCUGUUUUAUAGGCUACUUUUUCCUUCCUAUUUUUUUUUUCUAUUUUUAUGUUUUUCCUUCAGUCUUACACAUGCAGGUUACUUUUAAAUUUGGACUAGUUUUAAUUCAGUGCUAUGCAGUACAUGUUAACCAUUAGGACAGGAUUUCUAGGUUUACUGUGUUUUUUCAGGAAGCUGAAUAUUUUAUUAUGUAAAUACUUUUCUUCCCACUUUCUGUGGUUUCACCAUUGCAUGAGCUCAUUUAAGGUUAUUUAACAGUUAUAUCACUCUGUGCCAGUAAUUAGAAUUGUACACUAAACAUGAAGUUGGCAUAUGUUGCUAAAUGUCAUUUUGUCCUUUAAAAGGCUUUAAGAAGAGUGUGUUAGUAGUUUUCACCUUGAUGUUCAUUUUGACAGGAAAAUAUAACCCCGAUAUUUUUUAAAUGCUAACUAGUCUAAAAUAGUAAUGCAUAUGCCAAAGAAAUAUUAGACCUAGUCCCAUGGUUAGAAUUUAAAAUUGGUCACUUACUCACUCUUAUUGUCCUACUUGCAAUAUGUUCUUUAUCAUUAUUAAGUUCAUAUCUCCAUGGUCAUUUUUUUAUCUUGAAAAGUUAAGCUACUGCUUCCCAGCAUAGGCUACUUAAAGAUAUUCUAACUUUCAUUCAUCGGUAGUUUUUCAAAAGUAACAGGCCUCAUGACUUUUUAUUAAUGAAUGGAUUAGUAAUUUAUACUGUAGCCAGUCUGCCCAACAUGGUCUUCAUUACCCAGUUGUUAAACAUCAAAACAUAAAAAAUUAAGUAUGUGGAUAAAAAUUAAUAAAUAUGUGAAAUUUGUGGGCUUUUUUAAAAAGUUAUAAUUGACAUAUAUUGACUAUCACUAACUGAUAUUAUUUUUGUUUGAAAUCAUUACUUUGUGUAUGACAAAGUUUGGUGUAGUGUGCAGUAUUUAGUUCUAGUUCUAGACUGACUUUAUUAUUUAUUAAUCAGAAAGUGAUUAAAAUAUGCACAACCAAAGCCACGUUUUUCUUCUGUUUUUAUGCAUUUAGCAACUAUUUAUUGAGCCACAGCUCUGUGUCACGCAUAUUACUAGCUGCCACACACUAUCUGAACAUGACAUGGUUAAGUAACUUUACAAUGAUGAUCAAAUAUUUUUAUGUAGGUAUUUCUUAAAUUAGGAUGCUGCUGCUUUCAUGUUAUUUUAUUAUUGUGAUGGAAAUUCUACUUGUGCCAUCUAUAACCGGGUUGCUAUAAAAAGAGCAGGAUGUUCUUAAUAAAGGUAAUUCCAGUUUAAAACUGGAAGAAGGAUAAGAUUUCUUCAUUGUAAAAUAGAUUGCAGUGUGUUAACUUUUAUACAUCAGUACAUUAAUAUAUCAACUAGCCUUCAAACAUUCAGUGCUGGAAAUUUUACUAUGCUGAUGUUUUACAACUUAGGAAAACUUUUGAGGGGAAUAGGUAAAAUUACUUGUCAGACAUUCAAGCCUUCACUCAAAACUUCAAACAAAAUAAUACAUUUUCAAAAUGGAGCACCUUUUACAUUUGAUAAGUCUUCAUUACCAGUCUUAGAAUGCCAGUCACAGAAAGGUUGUCUUUCUGCGGCUUAGCAAACAUUUAUCUUACUUUUGGGAAGUGAUUGUGAUUGCAGAAUAGGAAGUGAGAGAACAGCUGCCAGCAAUCAUAGCUGCAUGAGGGAGUUUUGUAAAACUGUCAUUUCCUUGUAAAAUUAUGUGGAAUUUUCUUCAGAAAGUUGAGAAGGUAGUAAAAGAGUUAGGAAUUUAACAGGGAAAAUUGUAUGUGAAAAGCAAUAAAUUUUUGUUCACUUUGCUAUCAAGAUAUUCACUAUCAGAUAUUUGUUAUACAGCAACAAUUUAUAUUUUUAAUCAUUGCCCAUUAAUAGGUGCAGUAAAAUAUUUUUGAAUCAGACAUUUGGGGUUUGUAUGUGCAUUAAAGUUGUUUUUUGUACUGUAAGUUACUGUUUAAUUUGAAUAAUUUACCAGAACUGUCUCCCUGUGCCUUUACAAUAUAAAGUUGUUUCUGCAACUUUAAUGCUCUUAAUAAAGGAUACUUUAAGAAUCA